Lodderomyces parapsilosis is the source of this 612-nucleotide messenger RNA. RefSeq lists its product as uncharacterized. The record is from RefSeq and is a predicted model, not a curated record. The transcript has a single exon. Bases 1 to 612 code for a protein of 203 amino acids. NCBI's taxonomy places the organism in Eukaryota, Fungi, Ascomycota, Pichiomycetes, Serinales, Debaryomycetaceae.
AUGACAAGUACUCCACCACCUACUCCUUCCAGUACGACGCUUUUCACUACACGCGACUAUCGUGGUGCCACAAUCGAAGACUUGAACAUUCCACAAGCAAUAUCAACCAACCCAACCUCAUCUAUAUACGAUGCUAUUGAAAUUGGAUACGAAUACGAAUUCACAUAUUUACCAGUAAUACACGAGUUGAAUAAACGAUUAUUGGGGGUCGUCAAUUUAGAACAGUUUAAAAAGGGCUCCACUCCAACACAGCAGCAACAACAACGACAACUAUCAUCAUCCACAGGUGAACAAAAAGAGCCAAUUGUUUUCAAUUACAUGUUGUGGUUUAACCCAUUAACUAAACGCAAAUACGAGCGUGAAAUCUUACAUAGAGGAGGAAACAAGGAAUCAGCAACAGUGGGUAAUACAACUCCCAAGACCAAGAUUUUGAAACCUAGAGGUAAACGGUACAGUGUUUUAACUCCGUAUAGUCCCUUGGAGGAUUUAGCUUCAUUUUUCAAUAGGGGUAACUAUUUCGCCAUUAUUACUAAUGAUCUGGGUCAAUUUGUUUAUGGAGUGGUGACACCACAAGAUUUAGUCAAGUAUGAACAAAGUCGACCAAAGUUGUAA